AUUCCCACAACGGUCAUGGAGACCUUGCUACGCUUGUUUGCUAGCGUGGUCCCCGGUCCGCACUUCAUUCCUCCUUCACUGUACAUGCUGUCACAGCUAGCCGGUGUCCCUGACUGGCACCAGUUCCAGCAGCACCUCUGCUCGACCGAGGGUUGCCCUGGCCAUGUAUUUGAGCCAGAGCCAGAUCCCGCCAAGUGGGAGCAGCUACGUGACGAGUGCUGCCCACACUGCCAGACACCGCGCUUCAAGUCCGUUUACCUUGGAGGCAAGGAGCGUCUUGAACCCCGGCGGUGGUCCAUCGACUUCGGCCUGGAAAAUGUUAUCCGCGAGCAGUUUUUCCAGUCCGAGCUGUACAACCAGCAGCGCGGGCGAUGCCGGGAUUGCGGAGAGGACAGCAAUGGCAGCAGCUACUACAACGCUCCGGCCUUUCGUAAACUGGCUCUCGCCACCGACCACGAGGCCCAGAAGGCGACGGCCUCGACCUAUGACCUGUUCUUCGACUUCCUAGAGCCCUUUAAGGGGAGUCCUUA
Astrephomene gubernaculifera is the source of this 530-nucleotide messenger RNA. The record is from the annotation of a GenBank genome assembly. Lineage: Eukaryota; Viridiplantae; Chlorophyta; Chlorophyceae; Chlamydomonadales; Astrephomenaceae.